AUGCACGGACGGUUAACACCCUGCACGCUCACUGCAUUACACUCACUCACCCACAGACCCACACGGCGACACCCUCAUCACACGCACGCUCACACACCUGCAGAGGAAACUUCUCUCCGGAUCUCCCCAACACCCCCCCCACACACACAGCCAGCAGGCUACUCCCUCCCAGAUCCAAGCUUCCAUUCCAGCCGGGCAAGAGCUGGGCGGGCGCUGGCCGGCCUCCCGCGGCCCCGGCCGGGACAGCGCGUCUGCGGAGCGCGUGGUCCCCAACCCGUCCCCGGGGUCAGUCACGCCGGCCUCCAGGCCCAGGGUGAGGCCGGGGGCGGCCGCAGAGGCCCAGCCCCUCCCCCCCCAUCUCGGGACCGGAGCCCAGGCCGCCGGAGCCCCGGGCGUGGGCGGCGCCGGGGCUGCAGCGGGGCCGAGCCUGGGGGGCGCUGCAGAGGGCGCGGCAAGCGCGGCCCGGUCCCCACCCCUCCCGGGUUGCUUACCUGGCCCGGUCGGGCUCCGGCCGGGGUUACAUGGUGCCGGCGGCCCGGGCCGGGGGCGCUGCGACUGCGGGAGCGAGUGCGGGCUCCCGGACCCGGCACUGCGGAGCCCCCGGCGGAGGGGCCGCGCCGGCUGCGGAGCCCCGAGCGAGUGCUGAGCGGCCGCGGGCGCGGGAGCCGGAGGCGGCCAAGCCACGGAGGCUGGAUUUCCCGGGGACCAGGACGGGGAGGCGGGGGGAUCCCGCCCGCGCGCUCCGCCCCCGCCCCCGCCCCCGCGCAGGGCGGCCAAGCCAGGAGCCCGCGACAGGGAGGGGGCCCGCGCUCCCCGCCCCCGCAGCGGCCCCGCGAGGACCGAGGUCGCAGCCGGCGGGCGGCCGCCGCGGUCCCGGAGGAGCGCCCGCGUCUCUGA
This is a messenger RNA of Mastomys coucha (southern multimammate mouse), 897 nucleotides long. RefSeq names its product translation initiation factor IF-2-like. NCBI's taxonomy places the organism in Eukaryota, Metazoa, Chordata, Mammalia, Rodentia, Muridae. Bases 1 to 897 code for a protein of 298 amino acids. The record is from RefSeq and is a predicted model, not a curated record. The transcript has a single exon.